UGGGACCGGCUGCGGGGCAGGCGGGCGGCGGGCGGCGGCCGGAGUGCGGCCGCGAUGGCGCAGCGAGGGGCGGCGGGCAGCGAGGGGGAGCCGGGCACCGGCACCGGGACCGGGGACGGGACCGGGACCGGGACCGGGACCGGGACCGGGACCGGGACCGGGAAUGGGAACGGGGCCGGGAGCGGGGCCGCCGCGCCCUUCCAGCCCCCCGAGGGCGGCUUCGGCUGGGUUGUGGUCUUCGCCGCCGCUUGGUGCAACGGCUCCAUCUUCGGCAUCCACAACUCCUUCGGAAUCAUCUACACCAUGCUGCAGAGCGACCUGGGCGAGGGCGAGAAGGACCCCGCGCUGGAGUUUAAAACAGCAUGGGUGGGCUCCUUGGCCAUGGGCAUGAUUUUCUUCUGCUCUCCCAUCGUGAGCAUCUUCACAGACCGGAUCGGCUGCAGGACCACGGCUGCCUUGGGAGCUGCCAUCGCCUUCAUCGGGCUCCUCUCCAGCUCCUUCACCAAGUCUCUGGAGGUCCGUUACUUCACAUAUGGCAUCCUCUUCGGCUGUGGCAGCUCCUUUGCCUUCCAGCCCUCGCUGGUCAUCCUUGGCCACUACUUCAAGCGCCGCCUUGGCUUGGCCAACGGCAUCGUGGCUGGCAGCAGCUGCCUCAUCUCCGUGCCGCUGCCCUUCUUCCUGAAGAUGGUGGGGAAGGCCAUCGGGCUGGCGCACACUUUCCAAGUCCUCAGUGCCUUAAUGCUCAUCCAGAUAUUCCUGUCCAUGACGUACCGGCCCAUCCUGCCACCUUCUUGUGACUCUCAGCACGAUGGGCAGGAGAAGCUGGGCAGCCGGAGCCUGCGGCAGCAGUGCUGGUCCCAGAUGCGCAAGUACUUCAACUUGAGGGUUUUCCGGAGAAAGACCUAUCGGAUUUGGGCCUUUGGGAUUGCUACGGCCGUCCUGGGGUAUUUUGUCCCCUACAUGCACCUGGUCAAAUACGUGGAGAAGGAAUUUAAAGAAACCAAAAAGGACUGGAUUCUCCCCGUCUGCCUCGGAGCCAUGUCCGGGCUGGGGCGCUUGGUUUCAGGCCGCAUUGGCGACUGCAUUCCGGGGCUGAAGAAGAUUUACCUGCAGGUGGCAUCCUUCAUGCUGUUCGGCAUCAUGUGCAUGAUGGUCCCGCAGUGCCGAGGGUUCGAGGGCGUCAUCGUCAUCUGCCUCUUCCUCGGCCUCUGUGACGGCUUCUUCACCACCAUCAUGGCCCCCAUCGCCUUUGAGCUGGUGGGGCCCAUGCAGGCGUCCCAGGCCAUCGGGUACCUGAUGGGGCUGAUGGCCGUGCCCAUGACCGCGGGCACGCCGAUAGCAGGAUACUUCAAUGAUUAUUUCGGGAAUUACCAUGCGGCCUUUUACUUCGCUGGAGUGCCCCCCAUCGUUGGCGGCUUGGUGCUCUCCGUCGUCCCGCUGGUCCACCAGAGGAUGCUGCAGAAGCAGCGCCUGGAUUCCGGCAAGGACAAGAUGCUGGCCCCCGAGGUGGUGGUGAAUGGUGAGCUGCUGCCUGGCUGCCCUGCCUCCGAAGCACACAUCUGAUGCGCCGGCAAGCGCGAUCGCCACCAGCAUCCUCCACAAGCCCAAGCACAGGCCCUUUUCUAGCCAGACUGUAAUUCUCAGUGAUUGCAGAUGCACUACGUUUGUAAAGGAAAAAGAAAAAGCUCUUCUGGUUGAAGGCGUUUAACUAGCAGAAACGCUUUUUCUUGGGACAGUUUUGAUUUCAAAGCCACCUUUAUUUUUUUUUUUCUCUAACUGUUUUUUCUAAGGAAAACUCUCACCAGGAUUCAAACUUGAUCGACCUCCCUCUCCUUUCCCAGUUUUCUAUACGUCACAACAGAGGUUUACAGCUAAUAAAUGUCUUUUUAAAGCAGGCCACAGCCGGAGCUUGUUGCCCCUUCCAGAGACCCAUCCCCUCCCCUCCCCCUUUGGUGCGCCAGGUCCAGAAGCUGUGCCAGAGCCAGCAGCUCCAGAGGAGGAAAUCAAAACCAGACUAAUGGCCAGCAAGCCCCGCUUUCAGCUUUUUCUCCCCUCCUUUUCCACUGCCCUCCCCGAGAGCUGUGGCUGUGUGCGCUCAUGGGGACAGGAGCAUCCUGCAAAAUCUGCCUUAAAAUCAUGGGAGGAGACCCGUUGGUGCCUUGGGCACCUCCCACCUCCACUCCGGUAUCUGGUGCCUGAGGUCUGGGCCAUCCAGGCAGCUCCAAGCAGCAAAACCCUUGGGCUAGAUGGAGAGAUGGAGGCACGCAGGGCCAGGAUUAACUCGGGUGAGAGCAAGGACCGAAGGCAGCUUCCAUCCCGGUUGCGUCAGAUUUUCCUCCCCAUCACCCACCAUUAAAAACGAGAGCCUUGUAUGUAGCUCCGCACCCCGCAUGCCCCUCUGACCCUUCUGUUUUUUUAAUCUGCACUGGUUAAUGCAUUGUAAA
Cygnus atratus (black swan) is the source of this 2444-nucleotide messenger RNA. RefSeq names its product solute carrier family 16 member 2 (gene SLC16A2). The transcript is spliced from 6 exons. The annotation marks the transcript as partial. The record is from RefSeq and is a predicted model, not a curated record. Lineage: Eukaryota; Metazoa; Chordata; Aves; Anseriformes; Anatidae. Gene Ontology annotation, biological process: transmembrane transport. Gene Ontology annotation, molecular function: monocarboxylic acid transmembrane transporter activity; thyroid hormone transmembrane transporter activity.